AUGGCCAGCGGCGUCGCGACAGUCAAGGAGGUUAUCUCCGGGGACACUCUGGUCCUCGUGGGGGCCCCCAAGGGUGAGCUGCUCCCUGCGUUCCCGCUGCAGCAGCAGCAGCGGCAGCAGCAGCAGCAGCUGCAGCAGCAGCGCAGCAGCUGCUGCCCAGCGCAUCCCGAUUACAGUCCUGCGGGGGGAAACGACCCGCUGGAGAAGGUUUACGCGGCGACUGUGGAGGAAGUGCUGAGCGGUGACAGCGUGAUUUUGAAACUUCCUUCCGGGACUUCUCGCCGCGUCUACUUCGCCUCCAUUCGCUGCUUGAGGCCCGCAGGCCUCAACAAGACGCAGUCGAGAGAAGACGAGGCCAUAGCCUUGGAGGCGAAGGAGCUCGUGCGGAAGAAGACAAUUGGAAAAAUGGUCAAGUGCCCCGGCGCCAAGAGAGACGCAGAGGGCAACCUGGUCCCAGAGCCUUUCGCAGCGGAAGCUCGCUUUUUCGUGGAGAUCCGGCUGUUGAAUCGGGACGUGACAGUGCGCGUGGAAGGCAGCGACGACUACGGCAACUUGCUGGGCACUGUCUACCACCCCAACGGGCUAAUUAGUUUACUUUUAUUGUCAAAUGGAUUUGCCCGCGUCAAUAACGCCACGGCGCAGCUCACAGAAGAGCCCCAGAGGCUCCGCCAAGCCAUGAAGGAGGCCCAGGCCAACCGCCUCAGGCGGUGGAAGGAUUACAGUCCUGCGGGGGGAAACGACCCGCUGGAGAAGGUUUACGCGGCGACUGUGGAGGAAGUGCUGAGCGGUGACAGCGUGAUUUUGAAACUUCCUUCCGGGACUUCUCGCCGCGUCUACUUCGCCUCCAUUCGCUGCUUGAGGCCCGCAGGCCUCAACAAGACGCAGUCGAGAGAAGACGAGGCCAUAGCCUUGGAGGCGAAGGAGCUCGUGCGGAAGAAGACAAUUGGAAAAAUGGUCAAGGUGUUCCUGGAGUACGUGCGGGCGCCUUUGCCGACGGCGACAGGGGGCGCUGCGCCGCCGCCGAGCGACAGCAAAGGGAACAUGCAUUUUGUUUCUCUUUAUGUUGGGUCUUUGAAACUUUUGUCAAUUCCAGAAGAUUACGAUGGCUCUACCAAACUCAACGAAGAAAGAAAAGGCCAAAACGUCUCCGAGCUGCUGCUCCAGGCAGGCCUAGCCAGGACCGUCCCGCACAGGGCCGAAGACGAUCAAGCAGAACGCUACGACGUGUACCAGCAGCUGGAGAAGGAGGCGCAGGCAGCAAAGCGCGGCCAAUUUGCUGCUGCAGCAGCAAUUAAAGUAGUUCGUUUGGUGGACUUAAUGGGCCCUGCAAAUGCCCAAAGAGCUGUAGCUCAUCUGCAGCAGCUGCAGCGCUACCCCCAGAUCGAAGCCAUUGUCGAAAACGUCUUCAAUGCUGCGAGAUUCAGGCUUAGGAUUCCUUCACAAUCUCUGAUAAUAUCUUUUGCACUUUCCGGGAUCCGCUGCCCGCAAACAGCCAGGGGGCCCCUCCCGGGGGCCCCCAAAGAAAGAGCUGCUGAGCCUUAUGGCCCGGAGGCCCUUCAGUUCAGCCGCAGCAGAGUGCUGCAGCGCGAGGUGUACAUACAGGUGGAGCAGUGCGACAGGGGGGGCAACUUCAUAGGCACGCUGCUGUACAACAGCAGCCAGCAGCAGCAGCAGCAGCAGCAGCAGCAGCAUAGGGUCAACCUUGCGGUGGAGCUGCUGGCAGCAGGGCUUGCGCAGACUGUGCCCUUCUCGCUGGCCCGCAGCGCAUGCAGAGAAGCUCUUGCUGCAGCAGAAGCAGCAGCAAAAGCAAACAGAAUUAACUUGUGGGGCCUUCCGGGGGCCCUCGAAGAAGAUAAUGAACCUCCUGAAACUUUCUUGGAAAAAAAUAUCAGCGGAGUUGUUGUUUCCCACAUCGACAAGUUCGACUCCUUCUACAUUCAGGAGGAAAGAAGCGACAAGUUGGACUCCAUAACAGCAGAAAUCAGAGAAGCAACAGCAGCAGCAGCAACAGCAGAUUCCACCUACACUCUUGCGGGAAUGCCGCGAAAAGGCGAAGUCAUUUUGGGGCUGCAUGUGGCGGACGGCCAGUGGUACCGGGCCAGAGUGGAGGGCCGGGAGGGCCAGCAGCUGAGCGUUUGCUACAUCGAUUUUGGUUUGAAAGAAAAGUUGGGACUUAGCCAAAUACGGAGGUGCCCCCCCUCCCUCACUGCUGCUGCAGUGCCCCCGCAGGCCACGCACUGCAUGCUCUCAGGUGCUGCUGCUGCUGCUGCUGCUGCUGUGGGGGAUGAUGCUGCUGCUGCUGUGGGGGAUGAUGCUGCUGCUGCUGUGGGGGAUGCUGCUGCUGCUGUGGGGGAUGAAGCUGCUGCUGUGGGGGAUGAUAUUGCUGCUGCUGUGGGGAAUGGUGCUGCUGCUGCUGUGGGGGAUGGUGAUGCUGCUGUGGGGGAUGCUGCUGCUGCUGUGAGGGAUGAUGCUGUUGCUGCUGUGGGGGAUGCUGUGGCUGUGAGGGAUGCUACUGCUGUGGGGGAUGUUGCUGUCGAUGGGGCUGGGGCUGCUGCUGCUGCUGCUGUUGCUGGCGUUGGGGAUGAGAAGGAGAGGAAGUCGCUGCUGCGGCUGUUGCUGAUGCUGCUGCUGCUGCUGCUUCCAAUUGAAUCUUUACCUGCUGCGACCGCUGCUGCUGCUUCGAUGCCCAGCAGCUGCAGCAACUCUCUCUGCCCGUCGCUCCCGUUGCCACAACUGCUGCUGCCGCUGCUGCUGCUGGUGCAGGGCUGCUGCCGCCGCCAGACAUGGAAGAAGACGCAGCAGACGCGCUGCAUGCGCUGA
This is a messenger RNA of Eimeria tenella, 2820 nucleotides long. Its product is annotated as tudor / staphylococcal nuclease domain-containing protein, putative. Bases 1 to 2820 code for a protein of 939 amino acids. The transcript is spliced from 10 exons. Lineage: Eukaryota; Apicomplexa; Conoidasida; Eucoccidiorida; Eimeriidae. The record is from RefSeq and is a predicted model, not a curated record.